CCUCCCGAGACCGGAAGCGGAAGCGCGGGAGUGCGUUGUGAGAAGAGCCUCGGUCUCCUCGAGUGGGAAAGAGUCUUGAUCUCCGCGAGUCGGCGUUUUGGGCCCGUCUGAAGGAGCCGGGCUCGGGUGAUCGGCAGACAAGAAAAGUAUUCAGGCUCAGAUUUGUGUUGAAACCAGCCUCAGGAUUCACCCAUCCUCACUGAUGCGAGGAUUUCUGUAAGAUCAGAGCACCGUCCUGAGAGUGCUUUGGGAAGAAGGGAGGCGCGUCCUGCCUCCCGGCUGCCCUGUUUCUGUACGAGUCACAGGAUGGCGGCCCUUGUCCUACCCGCCACCGGUGCUGCGUCUUCCCCGUUCCCAGCCUCUCAGCAAAAAGGACACACAGAAGGCCGAGGGCUGGUUAAUGAGCUCCUGACAAGCUAGCUACAGGGGUUGGUGACCUUCGAGGAUGUGGCCAUGGAGUUCACCCAGGAGGAGUGGGCGUUGCUGGCCCCUGCCCAAAGGAUGCUAUACAGGAACGUGAUGCUGGAGAACUGCAGGAACCUGGCCUCCUCACUGGGGAACCAAGUUGAUAAACCUAGUCUGAUCUCCCAUUUGGAGCAAGAAGAUAAAUUGAUGACCGAAGAGAGAGGAAUUGUCCCAGGUACCCGACCAGAUGUGGAGACUCCACUUGAAGCCAGCGGGUUACCUUCUAAGCUACAUGUUUUUCAAAAAGAACAAUCUAGAAAUACGAAAAUGGAGACAAAUCAUCUUGGAGCAAAACUCAGCAAACGUAAUCAGUGUUUUAAAGUCCUCAGCUCAAAAUCUUCCCUUACACGGCACAAGAGGAUUCCUACUGGAGAAAAACCCUAUGACUGCAGUAAGUGGGGUAAAUCCUACAGGACUAGAUGUUACCUUGCUAUUCAUAAGAGAAUCCACAAUGGGGAGAAGCCCUAUGAAUGCAGUGACUGUAGGAAAGCCUUCAUUAAUUCCUCAUCCCUCAGAAUGCACUGGAGAAUUCACACUGGAGAAAAACCCUACAAAUGUAACCGGCGUUUUCGUAAGUUCCGCACUCUCUCUGUCUUCACAAGCCACAAGAGAGCUCAUACGGGGGAGAAUCAUUAUGUAUGUAAUCAGUGUGGAAAGGCUUUCCGCACGAGGUCGUCUCUCCACAGCAGAAUUCACACAGGGGAGAAACCUUACGAAUGUCACGAUUGUGGGAAAACUUUCAUGAGGCGCACAAAUCUGACAACUCAUACUGGAGAAAAACCCUACAAAUGUAAUGUGUGUGGAAUAUCUUUCACCCAUAGAUUUUCUCUUACAGUACACAGGAGAGUACAUAAUGGAGAGAAACCCUAUAAAUGCAAUUACUGUGGAAAAGCCUUUAAUGUUCUCUCGUCAGUUAAGAAACACAUGAGAACGCACACUAGAGAAAAGCCCCAUGAAUGUAAUCAUUGUGAGAAAUCCUUUGCUACUAACUCUAACCUUUCUUUGUAUAAGAGAAUACAUAAUAGACAAUUGUGAAUUCAAAAA
Sapajus apella (tufted capuchin) is the source of this 1509-nucleotide messenger RNA. It is a transcript of the gene ZNF557, whose product is annotated as zinc finger protein 557. Lineage: Eukaryota; Metazoa; Chordata; Mammalia; Primates; Cebidae. The record is from RefSeq and is a predicted model, not a curated record. Gene Ontology annotation, biological process: negative regulation of transcription by RNA polymerase II. Gene Ontology annotation, molecular function: DNA-binding transcription repressor activity, RNA polymerase II-specific.